UUGCAUUAAACAUCACAGUCCUCUACACUGAAGUUACAACAGCACCACACUCUGAUGAACACGUUCAUCUGUUGAUGCGAGACACACCGAGCAAGAGAGAGAAGCUAUUGCUAACUGCUAAGCUAAACGACUUUAACUAAACAACGACGAAGGAUCCAACAGGGCGACCCAACCUAUCCCAGGAUUGAUUGUGCAUCGGUAAUGAAAGCAAACAACAUUGACAGAGAGCCACUUCUAAAUGUUACAGUGUUUGGGGAAAUCCUCCAAUGGUUCACAGAAACAGCUGGCAGUAGAAGUCACCUCUGCUCAGGCUGAGACUCACAAAGUCAAUGGCAGAAUGGGGAAAAAGACAGUAACUGAUAAACCUUGCAGGAGUCUUCCUGCCCGCACACUGCCUUGUUCCGUACAGGUUUCCGGCAAGGAGACUCAAAAGCCUAAAUCUCCAAGUCGGGGUGUGCUGAAUACAGAAGCUUGUUCUCCAAAGGAAUCCAUCAACAUAAAACCAAGGGGUGAAGAACCAGCAGAGUCGACUGCAGCACCUGAUGAAGAGCUGAAAAUGAAAGACUCGAGCAACACGUGGCCGUCAGAUUCAGCAGGAAUAGGAGGAAGGACACACGCUCCUCCACCAGUUGAACCUGUUUCCAUGCAUGAGCCAAAUGAGGAGGAAGAACAGACAAAGGAGGACGAUGCUGAGGAUGAAGACCUUAAGGCCCCAGUGGAGCUGAAAAUUGAGUUCCUUGGAGCUUUGAUGGACAAAGACUUUCAGCUGGCCCACAAGCUGUGCCAGAUGAUUCUCAUCCAUGAACCAGACAAUCCUGAGGCCUCUGAGUUUCUCCCACUGAUCCACAAGAAGCUGCUGGAGGUUGAAUUAUUUCCCAGCUGGAGAUCAGAUAAUAGAGGACUGAUGGCCACGUCUGAACCGAGAGCCAGCGGCGGGGACCAGGACCCCAACUCCGCCAAUUUAAGACCUCCGUCCACAACCAACGAAUACGCGUGGAUGCACGGAUGCACGCGGAAACUGGGGAUGAAGAUUUGUGGGUUCCUGCAGAAGAACAACAGUCUGGAGGAGAAGGGGAGGCUCGCGGGCCAGAAGAACUUGCUCUCGUGCGACAACAGUGACAGGGACGCGCGCUUCCGUCACACCGAGACCGACUUCUCCAACCUGUUCGCCAGAGACCUGCUGCCCGCCAAAAAUGGAGAAGAGCCCACCAUACAGUUUUUGCUGGAGGUGGUCGACAUCCUCACUAACUACGUCAAGAAAACCUUCGACCGCUCCACCAAGGUGCUGGACUUCCACCACCCUCACCAGCUGCUGGAGGGCAUGGAGGGCUUCAACCUGGAGCUGUCCGAGCAGCCCGAGUCCCUGGAGCAGAUCCUGGUGGACUGCAGGGACACGCUCAAAUAUGGCGUCCGGACAGGUCACCCACGCUUUUUCAACCAGCUGUCUUCUGGUCUGGACAUCAUUGGUCUGGCCGGAGAGUGGCUCACCUCCACCGCUAACACCAACAUGUUCACCUACGAGAUCGCUCCGGUGUUCGUGUUGAUGGAGCAGCUGACUUUGAAGAAAAUGAGAGAGAUGAUUGGUUGGCCAGACGGAGAGGGAGAUGGACUCUUUUCACCAGGGGGCGCUAUCUCCAACAUGUACAGUGUCAUGAUCGCACGUUACAAGUAUUUCCCAGAGGUCAAGACCAAGGGCAUGUCUGCUGCUCCCCGGCUUGUCCUCUUCACAUCUGAACAUAGCCACUACUCCAUAAAGAAGGCAGGAGCUGCUCUGGGCUUUGGCACUGAGAAUGUGAUUCUGCUGAGCACAGAUGAGAGGGGGAGAGUCAUUCCUGCAGAUCUGGAGGCCAAGAUCAUUGAUGCUAAACAGAAGGGGUACGUGCCGUUGUUUGUGAAUGCCACCGCUGGUUCAACUGUGUACGGUGCAUUUGACCCCAUCAAUGAAAUCGCUGACAUCUGUGAGAAGUACAACUUGUGGCUCCAUGUUGAUGGAGCGUGGGGUGGUGGACUGCUGAUGUCCAGGAAGCAUCGCCAUAAGCUGAGUGGAGUCGAGAGGGCAAACUCUGUCACGUGGAACCCGCACAAGAUGAUGGGCGUGCCUCUACAGUGCUCUGCCAUCCUGGUCAGAGAGAAGGGAAUCAUGGCAGGCUGUAACUCCAUGUGCGCUGGCUACCUGUUCCAACCAGACAAACAGUAUGACGUCACGUACGACACAGGGGACAAAGCCAUCCAGUGCGGUCGACACGUCGACAUCUUCAAGUUCUGGCUCAUGUGGAAGGCCAAGGGCACCAUCGGGUUUGAGCAGCACAUUGACAAGUGUUUGGACUUGUCUCAGUACCUGUACAACAAGAUCAAGAACAGAGAGGGAUAUGAGAUGGUGUUUGAUGGAGUGCCCCAGCACACCAACGUUUGUUUCUGGUACAUACCGCCCAGCCUGAGAGGAAUGCCAGACGGCGAUGAGCGGCGAGAAAAACUCCACAGGGUGGCGCCAAAGAUCAAGGCCAUGAUGAUGGAGUCCGGGACCACCAUGGUGGGCUACCAGCCUCAGGGCAAUAAAGUCAACUUCUUCCGCAUGGUCGUCUCCAACCCCGCGGCCACCCAGUCUGACAUCGACUUCCUCAUCGAUGAGAUUGAGAGGAUGGGUCAUGACCUGUAGGCCUCGGCCAUCACUGCUGCCUGGAGGUCUGUUGUAUUUCCAGUGAGGUGAAACAUUCACAGUGCUGCAGAUGGAGUAAUGAUAGGACGUGUUUCAGGUUCUUUCUGUCUGGUCUAAUUCUGCCUGAAGCAUUUUGGUUGUUUCUCCAGCUGAAGAGAAACUAGCAAUGAGAGAGACUUUGAGUUUCUUACUAACUCUGUCCCACAUAGUUCCUCCUAUAGACAAAAUAUAUAAACCAGUAUCUGAAAGCUCCAGGUACAACAAACAUGCGCUAAUGUGUGUGUGCGCUGUGGAUUCUUGUUAUGUGUGUUGGCGUGUGUGUGUGUGUGUGUAAUCUAGUUUCUCGUCCAAUGUAGUUUGUCUUUGUCUGUGUGUGUGUGUGUGUGUGUGUGUGUGUGUGUGUGUGCGUGUGUGUGAAUCUGAUUAAACAACGAAAGGGAGAAAAGCACAGAUCACAAUAUUACAAAGUAUCAUAAAUUAUUCUGCUGUAUCAUACAUUUGCUACACACAAUUGAAUCAUUGGUGCUUUCAGCUGUAUAUAUAUUUAAUCUUUAGUGCACCGACCUACUUGUCCUAAACCAGUGUCCGAGCCCCUGAAGCAGUGUGUGUGUAUGUGUGUGUGUGCAGGUGAGCAUGUGGCACACUGAGUGUAUCCUGUCAUGUAUUUUAGGCUUUAGGCCACUGUGUUAAAAAUAAGCUAAUGUGCACACCAUAGAUACCAAGUGUGUUAAACUGAGAGAUUUUAGCUAACCUACAGCAACUGAUCCACAGUCUGCAAUAUUUUCCCUCUUAGAAGUUUAAGAUUAAGAUUUUAAAUGUCUACAGCGAUCCCACGUCUGUGACAACCUGUAAAACGCUGGCUCGUUGUCUGUUUCAUGCAAUCAUGUGAUGCCCAUAUGUGUUUCUAACAUUGUUAAAAUAUGGAUAUUUGAUUAUAUAAGAAAAAAUAUUUAUUGCAUUUCCACUGUUUGCAGAUUCAGGUAUUUUUUUGUAAAUGUAUCUCUGUGUAUUACAUUGUAAUACAUUUGUAAAUGUAAUCACAGGAACUUAAGUAAAGUUUAUUUAUAGUGAUUUUGUCAGCCAAAGAAAGAGAAUCGGGAACAGAGCAAUCCAUCGUCCUUCAUAUAUAAGUUCUUAUAGAUUAUAGGUGUUUGUAAAAUGUUACCUAUUGACCCUUGACUGCGAUGCAAUUUCUAUGGUGUGUUUCUUUCUGUGAUUGUGAGUCUUUUUGACUGAAUGUUUUGAGAUGACUGACUGGCCUUCUGGUGAGAUUAAGAAUGAAGUCUAUAUAAUCCUCUGGCAGUCGUGCUGGUCUUUUAUUUUAGAGAGAAGCACAAGGAUGUGAGAAUGUACUCUCCUCUCGAGACUGGGAAGAAAGGAUUGUUGUAUCUGUCUGAAUCCUAAUGCAUUUACUGUAAUAUAGUAUAUUAAUUGUAAAACAUAUUACCUGUAUUCUCAGUGUUAUGGGAGCUCAAUGGAAUAUCUUAUAUAAGGAGUUCCUGUUUGUGUCUUUGCACAAUGUUCACCUUUCUUUCUUCCAUUGUAAAUGGAUGUGUACUAUGGCAGUAUUAUAUAAGAGUUAUGUUAACAAAGUAUUUAUGGUAUCUAGGGACCAUAUGUGAAUGGCACAAUUGCAUAAAUCAUAUUUAAGGUAAUCUGUGUACUGUAUGUGACCAGUGACUCCUGUGUAUGACCAAUCCCAGAUGUAAGGGAACGUUUCCCAGGAGGUUUUCAGUAGGCACUUUAACAGAAUCAUACCAUCUCAAAAAACAUCUUUAAUAAAGUGUAUUAAAGGGAAAA
This is a messenger RNA of Seriola aureovittata, 4456 nucleotides long. RefSeq names its product glutamate decarboxylase 1-like. Gene Ontology annotation, cellular component: presynaptic active zone; cytoplasm. NCBI's taxonomy places the organism in Eukaryota, Metazoa, Chordata, Actinopteri, Carangiformes, Carangidae. The transcript is spliced from 28 exons. Bases 239 to 2656 code for a protein of 805 amino acids. The record is from RefSeq and is a predicted model, not a curated record. Gene Ontology annotation, molecular function: pyridoxal phosphate binding; glutamate decarboxylase activity. Gene Ontology annotation, biological process: GABA biosynthetic process.